AUGGAAAUAAAUGCAGCCGGAACCCGUCGCCAGAGCGUCUCCCGCCGCUACCGGCCCCGCCCAAGCAACUGCUGCCACGCCCCUACUGGUAACUCGGUUCUCCUUCAGCCCUCUGUUGACCUGUUUGUCCCUCCCUACGUCCAGCCUACCAGCUUUGCCAUCGGCGCUGCCUUCACUGAUGAGUACAGCGAGACGGCACAGCUCCUUAGGAUUUCCGGUCGCUGGUGCUGUCUCCCCAUCAGUACGUCAAUUCUUUUCUCCUCAGGCAAGAUGUCCUUGCUCAUCAGGAUGGGCACACUGCGGCGAUGGGUCCUCGAGGACCCUAUGUCCAUGACUCUUCCUCCACUGGACACAGGCAACAUUGUUGGAAAGCCAGCAAUUCCACAGCAGAGGUAUCAGUACCUCACCAAGGUUGCUGUUGCAGGUGACUUCUGUGACUCCAGCGUGUGCCUGAAUGGUGGGACCUGCUUGUUGGGCCAGGACAGUGUCUCCUUCUACUGCCUUUGCCCUGAGGGCUUCAUAGGCCUCCUUUGCAACGAGACUGAGAAAGGUCCCUGUUCCCCAAACCCUUGCUACCAAAAUGCUGAGUGCCAGGUGGUCGACAGCUCCCACCGAGGGGAUGUGUUCACCCCAUACGUCUGUGACUGUCCUCGGGGCUAUGCAGGCAUCCACUGCGAGACGAACUGCAUCAGGGGCCUGGGCAUGGAGGGGGGCGCCAUCGCUGACUCGCAGAUCUCCGCCUCGUCCCUGUACUUGGGCUUCAUGGGUUUGCAGCGCUGGGCUCCGGAGCUGGCCCGGCUGCGCCUCUCGGGCAUUGUCAACGCCUGGACGGCCAGCAACUAUGACAGGAAGCCCUGGAUCCAGGUGAACCUCCUUCGGAAGAUGUGGGUGACAGGCGUGGUGACGCAGGGUGCCAGCCGUGCAGGCAGUGCCGAGUAUGUGAAGACCUUCAAAGUGGCCUAUAGCCUCAAUGGACGCAAGUUCCACUUCAUCCAGGAUGAAGAGGGCUCGGGGGACAAGGUGUUCGAGGGUAACAUGAACAACAGCGGCCUGAAGCUCAACCUGUUCAGCGCCCCGCUGGAGGUCCAGUACGUGAGGCUGUACCCUGUGGCCUGCUACAGGGGCUGCACCCUGCGCUUCGAGCUCCUGGGCUGUGAGCUGAAUGAGAGAAUCCUAAAUGGAGAGAUGGGAGGAACCAGAAGGCAGCAUGCUGAGCCAGGAAACACCACUGCAGGAUGCUCCGAACCCCUGGGCCUGAAGGAUGGCACCAUCCCCGACAGGCAGAUCACAGCCUCCAGCAGCUACAAGAUGUGGGGCCUGCGAGCCUUUAGCUGGUCGCCCUUCUUCGCGAGGCUGGACAAUCAGGGCAAGUUCAAUGCCUGGACAGCGCAGAGCAACUCUCCCAACGCCUCUGAGUGGUUGCAGGUUGACCUGGGCUCCCAGAAGCAGGUGACGGGGAUCAUCACCCAGGGCGCCCGUGACUUUGGCCACAUCCAGUACGUGGCUUCCUACAAGGUGGCCUAUAGCAACAAUGGCGUCAACUGGGUCGAAUACAAGGAGCCGGGGGCUGUGGACAGCAAGAUCUUCCAGGGGAACUUGGACAACAACUCCCACAAGAAGAAUGUGUUUGAGACGCCCUUCUUGGCUCGCUACGUGCGUGUGCUGCCGGUGUCCUGGCAAAACCGCAUCACCCUGCGGCUGGAGCUGCUGGGCUGCUAGCACUUGCCCCGCAGGUCAGACCUGAGGGACCUAAGUGACCACAGGGCUGCCUCUCCACACCCUGCUGCCCCUGCCUGCUGCGUCCUGCUGUCCCUUCAUUUCCCUCUAAGCCUUGGACGAGGCACCCAAGGCUGCCACCCUUUUUCUCCUUUCCUUCCUGUUCCACAGGCUUCCCCAUCUUCCCAGGGGUUCAGUCUGGGAUUCACUCUGAUUCAGGGCACCUCCCCAGAUCCCAGGCUCCAAGCGCUGGGUUGACUUUAGAGGGGCCUCUGGUCUUCCCAAGCCCCUCGCUGCACACCAUGUCCCUGAGUCCCCAGACAGCAGAGUCCACCCACCCCCCAAGCACCGGGCCAGCGAUUGCAGCCUGGGGCACACGCUGCCAGCCAGCUCUGCGUCUCCCCAGCACACCUCCUUAUCUCCUUGGAGACCCCUCUUGAUCCCUGCCCCUAGGAAGAAGACAGGGGCGCUGGGUCUGUGGAGAGACAGGAGACUGGAGCCAGCCUGGCGGUGAGCAGGAGGCUGUCUGGGUGGGCAGGGGUCUCUGUGCCGGCUCCUCUCCCAGGCCACGGGCAGCUUCCCAAAUAUAUUUGUAUUCACCACUGGA
This is a messenger RNA of Fukomys damarensis (Damara mole-rat), 2323 nucleotides long. RefSeq names its product milk fat globule EGF and factor V/VIII domain containing (gene Mfge8). The transcript is spliced from 12 exons. Lineage: Eukaryota; Metazoa; Chordata; Mammalia; Rodentia; Bathyergidae. The coding region runs from base 1 to 1719 and encodes 572 amino acids. The record is from RefSeq and is a predicted model, not a curated record.